This is a messenger RNA of Cajanus cajan (pigeon pea), 1710 nucleotides long. Lineage: Eukaryota; Viridiplantae; Streptophyta; Magnoliopsida; Fabales; Fabaceae. The record is from RefSeq and is a predicted model, not a curated record.
AUGCGCAGGGGUGAUGUCCCUCGUGAGCUCUGUCAACAAUGUGUCCAAGAUGCAACCCAGCGACUAUCAACAAAGUGCUCCUUGUCCAAAGAAGCUGUGAUUUGGAUCGAUGAGUGCAUGGUUCGCUUUUCCAACCGUUCAUUUUUUUCCACCUUCGACACUAGACCUAAACUUCACGUAUACAAUGAGGUGAAUGCCUCAGACCAGGAAACGUUCAUGCGUUUAGUGUUUGACAACUUAAACAAAACUGCACACGAAGCAGCUCGUGGUAAUAGUAACAAGAAGUAUGCGACAUUGCAAACAGACAUAUCUAAAUCUCAGAGCCUUUACUGUCAAGCUCAGUGCACACCGGACCUGUCGCCUUAUGAUUGCAGAAGAUGUCUCAGUUUAGCGAUAGGGGAACUUCCACGUCAAGGGUCGCUAGGGAUAGUUCUAUAUCCCAGCUGUAAUGUUAGGUAUGGAGUGAACCCUUUCUACCGCUCAUCUAUCCCUACACCAGUGCCGGUUCCUGCAUCAAAGUUUCCCAAUGCAGAUCAACAAUUUUCAGAAGAUCCCACUUAUCUAUACCACAAUUGCACCACUAAUGCAACUGCUGACAGCACUUACAAAAGGCAUCUCAACACCCUCCUCUUUUACUUGUCUUCCAAUGCUACCGAUGGCAAUAAAUUUUCUAAGAAUAAUGUGGAGGACAGUGUGUAUGGCCUCUUCAUGUGCCGCGGUGACCUUCCCUCACGCCUCUGUCAACAAUGCGUUCUCAACGCAACACACCAAAUAUCCGCAUCGUGUAACUCAUCUGAAGAGGCUAUCAUAUGGUACAGCCACUGCAUGCUUCGCUAUUCCUAUCAGAAUUUCUUCUAUCAAGUGGAGGAAACUCCAGCAUUUCAAAUGCUGAAUGUUACCACUAUCUCCAACCCCAUCCCGGGACAAGAGUCCUUCACUUUUACAUUAUCAAAUACAUUAGCUGAUCUGGCGAACGCGGCAUCAGAUAGUAGCGAGAGAUAUGUGAUUAAAUCAUCAAAACUGAAUGAUGUACAGACCCUUUAUACUCUUGGUCAAUGUACACAGGAUUUGCCUACCGAUGAUUGUGGGAACUGUCUGGAAGAUAUAAUUGGAAAAAUUCCAUGGUCACACUUGGGAAGCAUAGGGGGGAGAGUUUUAUGUCCGAGUUGCAAUCUCAGGUUUGAAUCGUUCCAAUUUUACGGGAUUGGUGACGAAGCGCAAUCGCCGAGGCCGGGUAAUCUUUCUCCAUCAGUCCACAAAGAAAUUUCAAUGGACUUCAUUGUCGGCCUUCCUUCUUCUAAUGGGUUUACCACGAUAUUUGUUGUGGUAGAUUGUUUGACUAAGACAACACAUUUCAUGCCUCUCAAGACUACAUUUACAAUGAAGAUUGUGGCUACUAUCUUGGAACGUAUUAGCAAGGUGGCAUAUCGACUAGAUUUUCCAUCUAAUAGUCGCAUUCAUCCAGUUUUCCAUAUUUCCUUACUAAAGGCUUACUCAGGUCCAACUCCUCCUACUUCCAUCAUGUGCGAUGACUUUUCAAAACACCAGUUACCUACACUGCAGGCCAUCAUUUAUAAACACAAUGUACCAACUCCAGAGGAAAGUCGAUACCAAGUUUUGGUUGAGUGGGCUGACAAGCCACGCGAAGAAGCUACUUGGGAGUCAUGGGAUCUUAAUUUUAGUCAACCUCUAUACCAAGAUGGCCCUUGA